Molecule: messenger RNA, 762 nt
Organism: Echinostoma caproni
Lineage: Eukaryota; Metazoa; Platyhelminthes; Trematoda; Plagiorchiida; Echinostomatidae
Source: the annotation of a GenBank genome assembly
AUGAUGGUCCGGCUGAACUCGAAUGUCACUCAACCGCCCAUCCGUCAACCGCAAACUCACGCGUUCGGGAUCACGAGGUCCAGCCGGCUGAAGUGGUUGCGGCACGUGUGCACUCGAAUUGCGCAGAAAUACGAUCGACCAAAAAUCAAACAUCCAGUGACAGUGAUGACCAUGACAAAUGAGAAUACUAUCGGUGAACUUGGAACACAAAGGAAAUGUGUCCAAAUGCGACCGCAUUCAUUUUUCGCCUUGGAUACUCGAUUUUUUCACAUCAUAUUUAUCGGUUUGGGCCUGAUAACAUCCACGUAUCUGGUUGCUCAGGUUUUUCUGUUGCACCAAGUUCACUCCGGAUCGAUGAAUUUCGCUCGGAAAUCGGGUGAACUAAGCAAUCAAACCAACUUGGCCAACUGUCGGUCUGAGGUUGCAGUACCGGUAGACUCGGGAUUUCCCGUGCUACAAAUGACAGGAAUCGCGCUGGCUAUUUGUUUAGUACUCCUGCAAACUGCGUUCAUUGGAUGUGGUCCCAAGACGAGCUAUCGGGCACCCAGCACACUGGAAUUGUGGCUCCUAUCUCAUCUGUUCAGUACCAAUUUGAUUAUGUGGUUUAUCAAUCAUGGACAUCCGGUUCCAAUUGGCACAUUCACUUUCCCACCGGGUAGCUCUGCGCUGCCGAAAUCCACAUUGUUGCACUUCUGCCCGGAUUAUCUGAAGAAGAGAGUUUUAAAGCUGGAGGAUGGAAAUAUUGACCUGGUUUCUGGCUGA